GUUAAGGUGCCCGCCAACCAACGUAGAAAACAAGUCAAUUCAUGGUUUAGCGCUGGGGAGGAACCAAGUGCAAGAGACGAGCUUUCCAAUUUGAGAAGCUCUACAAAGCAAAGUCCUUUACUACUCUCCAAUUGGCCGUCACCUUCCCCAGACAACACCACUCCACUUCCUAAAUCACUGCUUUUUAUUCAUUUAUAUAACUCUUUCCUUCUGCUACACAUUUACACAGACACUUAGACAACAACACCAUCAUCCUCUGCUCCCAUGGCUCAUUCCGAUCCCAAUUCGCAUACCCCCCAAACCCUAAUCGACACUAAUGUUCUCGUCGCCAAAUCCCUUGCCCGAUUCGGCAUCGACCGCAUGUUCGGUGUGGUGGGCAUUCCCGUAACCUCGCUGGCUAACCGGGCCGUAGCGCUUGGCGUUCGAUUUAUCGCAUUUCACAAUGAGCAGUCUGCUGGGUACGCGGCCUCCGCCUAUGGCUACCUCAGUGGCCGGCCCGGAGUUCUUCUUACCGUCUCUGGCCCAGGCUGCGUUCAUGGCCUCGCCGGAAUGUCCAACGCCAUGGCCAACGCCUGGCCGAUGAUCAUGAUCUCUGGUUCGUGCGAUCAGAAAGAUUUCGGCCGCGGUGACUUCCAAGAGCUUGACCAAAUCGAAGCCGUGAAACCCUUUUCGAAGCUAUCCGUAAAAGCCAAAGACAUAAGGGAAAUCCCGGAGGCUGUGUUUCGGGUUCUCGAUUGUGCCGGUUCGGGUCGACCCGGAGCGUGUUAUUUGGAUCUUCCUUCUGAUGUUCUGCACCAGAUUAUUCCGAUAUCGGAAGCUGACGAUCUCUUGGCCGCUGUGGCCGAGAAUUUUGCCAGGCGAGAAUUGGUUCCGAGUUUGCCGAAUUCGGAGAUAGAGAAAGCAGUUUCGUUGCUUAGACAUGCUGAGAGACCUUUGAUUGUUUGCGGGAAAGGAGCCGCUUUUGCUCGCGCCGAAGAACCAUUGAAGAAGCUCGUUGAGAGCACUGGAAUCCCAUUUCUGCCUACUCCAAUGGGUAAAGGUUUGUUGCCUGAUAGUCACGAGCUGGCAGCCACCGCUGCGAGGUCUCUUGCUAUAGGUAAGUGUGAUGUUGCCCUUGUUGUUGGCGCUAGGCUUAAUUGGUUGUUGCACUUUGGAGAGCCUCCAAAGUGGUCCAAAGACGUGAAGUUUAUUUUGGUUGAUAUCUCUGAGGAAGAGAUUGAGAUGAGGAAACCUCAUUUGGGAUUGGUUGGAGAUGCCAAACGUGUGCUAGAAAUGAUCAAUAAGGAGAUCAAGGAUGACCCAUUUUGUUAUGGGAAGAGUCAUCCAUGGGUGGAAGCCAUAGCUAAGAAGACGAAAGAGAAUGUGUUAAAGAUGGAGGCUCAAUUGGCUAAGGACAUUGUGCCGUUUAAUUUCAUGACUCCAAUGAGAAUUAUUAGAGAUGCAAUCUUGGGAUUGGGUAGCCCUGCUCCUAUUUUGGUCUCGGAGGGGGCCAACACUAUGGAUAUUGGACGAGCGGUUUUGGUUCAGACGGAGCCCAGGACCAGGUUGGACGCUGGGACUUGGGGCACAAUGGGUGUUGGUCUGGGUUACUGUAUUGCAGCUGCUGUGGCCUCGCCUGAUAGGCUUGUUGUUGCGGCUGAAGGGGAUUCUGGGUUUGGGUUCAGUGCCAUGGAAGUUGAGACAUUGGUUCGAUAUCAGUUGCCUGUGGUUGUGAUUGUCUUUAACAACGGCGGAGUUUAUGGUGGUGACAGAAGGAACCCUGAAGAAAUUAGCGGCCCUUACAAAGAUGAUCCGGCACCCACAUCCUUUGUACCUAGUGCAGGAUACCACACACUGAUUGAAGCUUUUGGAGGGAAAGGUUAUCUUGUUGGGACUCCUGAACAACUAAAAUCUGCCCUUUCCGAGUCAUUCUCUGCUCGCAAACCAGCUGUUAUAAAUGUUAUGAUCGAUCCAUUCGCUGGUGCAGAGAGCGGAAGACUUCAGCACAAGAACUAGUGUAUCAUUGUUGUCUAUUCGUAUUUUCUGCCCUCCAAGUUGGAUUUGCAUGUCGAUUUGAUAAUAAUAUAGAGAGUUAUGCGUGAUAUCUACAAAAUUUACACUAAAAAUUUACACCUAUAAUAAUGUGACGUGUUUUUUAACUUAUAGUUGACUCAGUGUUCUUACUUUGAAAAACAUAAUUAAUUAAAAAGUAUGUCGCAUUAUUUAGUGUAAAUUUUGUAUUGAUAGCAUUAUUCUACUAUAGGUGUAUCAUUUGUGUUCAUAAUAUUAGCCUUUAUAAUUUCAA
Messenger RNA from Humulus lupulus (European hop), 2284 nucleotides. Its product is annotated as 2-hydroxyacyl-CoA lyase. The transcript has 2 exons. NCBI's taxonomy places the organism in Eukaryota, Viridiplantae, Streptophyta, Magnoliopsida, Rosales, Cannabaceae. Bases 265 to 1995 code for a protein of 576 amino acids. Gene Ontology annotation, molecular function: thiamine pyrophosphate binding; catalytic activity; magnesium ion binding. The record is from RefSeq and is a predicted model, not a curated record. Gene Ontology annotation, biological process: fatty acid alpha-oxidation. Gene Ontology annotation, cellular component: peroxisome.